This is a messenger RNA of Populus nigra (black poplar), 1568 nucleotides long. Its product is annotated as GDSL esterase/lipase EXL3-like. The transcript has 5 exons. Gene Ontology annotation, molecular function: lipase activity. NCBI's taxonomy places the organism in Eukaryota, Viridiplantae, Streptophyta, Magnoliopsida, Malpighiales, Salicaceae. Gene Ontology annotation, biological process: lipid metabolic process. The coding region runs from base 50 to 1249 and encodes 399 amino acids. Gene Ontology annotation, cellular component: extracellular region. The record is from RefSeq and is a predicted model, not a curated record.
CAAUUAUCUUAAGGAUGCUGGUUGAGCUCCUACUUCGCUCUCCAUAUAAAUGCACAAGCAAGGAACCAUUCGAGAAGCCAAAAACAUUUUUCUCCUCCUUCGUCAACCUAAUCACAUCAGGAGGGAUCGAGAAAGCCAGGGAAGAUUAUCAAAAACCAUGAAGUUCCUUUUAUUGAGACUAACGUCUUGUUGCUUUUAUCCUACCUUGUUUCUCUUUCUCACUGUUGUAUGCAGCGUUAAAUCUUCGGUGAAGCUACCACCUAAUGUUACUGUUCCAGCACUUCUGCUAUUUGGGGAUUCCAUAGUUGAUGCAGGCAACAACAACAAUAUUCGAACACUUGUCAAAUGCAACUUCCCUCCUUACGGCAAGGAUUUUGAAGGAGGAGUUCCUACAGGAAGGUUUUGUAAUGGAAAAGUUCCUUCGGACAUCAUAGCUAAAGAACUGGGGAUUAAGGACACACUGCCAGCAUAUUUGGACCCAACAGUUCUACCCCAAGAUCUGGUAACAGGAGUAACCUUUGCUUCAGGUGGCUCAGGAUUUGAUCCCUUGACACCCAAAGUAGUGUCAGUUAUAUCGUUGUCGGAUCAAUUAAAAUAUUUGAAAGAAUACAUAGGGAAGCUGGAGGCGAUGAUCGGAGAGGAAAAAACAAAGUUCAUCUUAAAGAAUAGUCUAUUUUUUGUAGUAGCAGGCAGUGAUGACAUUGCCAAUACCUAUUUUACAAUACGUGCUAGGAAAUCGCAAUACGAUGUUCCGGCUUACACUGAUCUAAUGGCGAACUCAGCUUAUAGUUUCGCGCAGGAAUUAUAUGAACUCGGAGCAAGAAGGAUAGGAUUUUUCAGUGCACCACCAGUUGGAUGUGUUCCUGCCCAGAGAACUUUAGCUGGGGGAGCUGGAAGAAAGUGCGCAGAAAACUUAAACGAAGCAGCAAAGUUAUUCAACUCCAAGCUGUCUAAGAAGUUGGAUUCUCUUGGAAGCAGCCUGCCUAAUGGCAGGUUUGUCUAUAUUGAUGUCUACAAUCUACUGCUAGAUAUCAUUCAAAACCCUAACAAACAUGGUUUCCAAGUUGCUGAUAAAGGAUGUUGUGGUACUGGGGAUAUCGAGGUAUCUGUAUUAUGUAAUCAACAUACUCAUGUGAUGUGUGCAAAUGUUUCCGAUCAUAUAUUUUGGGACAGCUACCAUCCAACUGAAGCUGCUUAUAAGGCACUCGUUUCUCCUCUCUUCAGAGAAUAUAUGAACAAAUUCUUUUGAGGUAUCUCAAGCUGCUAUAUGUCGUCGUGUUUUCAUAUACCGGAGAAAAAAAGCUUUGUUUCUUAGGAAUAAUGGUUGAAUUGGGACUAGGGAAGUCCCAUGUUCAGACUCCUGAAGAAUUCCAACCUCUGCGAGCCACUAGCCACUAGCCACUAGCCACUAGUUGAGCGCAAGCCCUGAUUCCCUGCCCUCGAUUAUCAAAACAAAGUGUAUAUGUAAUUGUUCCUGUCGUAAUUGUUCAUACAGGGGAAUGAGGAUGCUGAAAAUAAGUAUCUUCUAUAAUUUUAUAUGAGCUCAUAAAUCUAUCAGAAUUUUACUA